Molecule: messenger RNA, 836 nt
Organism: Penaeus chinensis
Lineage: Eukaryota; Metazoa; Arthropoda; Malacostraca; Decapoda; Penaeidae
Product: cuticle protein 19-like
Exons: 3
Coding region: 1-561 (186 amino acids)
Cellular component (GO): extracellular matrix
Source: RefSeq, a predicted model, not a curated record
AUGAAGGUCCUCCUCGUGGUGUCCCUGGCCGCCCUCGCUCUGGCCGCCCCUGAGGGACCUCGCCCCACCUACGCCCCCGCCCCUCGCUACCACCCCACCCCAGCCUACACGCCUGCCCCGGCCUACAGACCUGCUCCAGCCUACGCCCCGCCCGCCUCCUACAGGCCUGCUCCUUCAUAUGAGGCUCCUCCCAAGUACGACUUUAACUGGGUCGUGAAGGACGACUACUCCGGCAACGACUACGGCCACCAGGAGUCCCGCGACGGCUAUAACACACAGGGAUCCUACUACGUGCAGCUUCCCGACGGUCGCCUGCAGAAGGUCACCUAUCACGUGGACGGCGACUCAGGCUACGUGGCCGAGGUCACCUACGAGGGACAAGCUCAGUACCCAGCUCACCAACCUUCCUACCAUCCUACACCUUCCUACCAUCCUACACCUUCCUACCAUCCUACACCUGCAUACCAGCCUACCCCUUCAUACCACACCACACCUGCUUACAGGCCUGCACCUACUUACAGACCCACGCCUGCAUAUACGCCUACCCCUGUGUAUGGUUAGGUAUAUUCAAGUAGACUCUCGCACUCUACGGUAUGACCUUCAAGUAAUAUACCAGAACGCAAGUAUAUCUUCAGAUAGAAUGGAUAUAUUCUAAGCUUUAUGUGCACUUGGAAGUAUAUCUCGUAUUCCUUGUGAAAUACUAUGCUUCAGACAAUGUCAAUGUGUACAGCAAAUGUUAAUGCACUUUACCAAAUGCUUUUUAAACUUUUCCAUAUGUUGAGAAUUUGUAGAUAUUUAUAUGUGUUUUUAUGCUUCUUUAAAAAGGAUGAAAUAGA